GUGGUUAUGGUUUUAUGAGACCACAGUUAGAAGAUAAACGAAGAUUUCCUGAUUCGUCAUUUGGUGCUUCUGCUUCUUUAAAAGGUCACGGUGCUUCUGAUGCACGGAUAUCUAGUGGUAAUUCUUGGUGUGCUCCUGUCCUAGAAGACAAACAUUACCUUCAAGUGAAUUUGAGAAGACUAUAUUCUCUCUAUUAUGUCAUAACAUAUGGUGACAGUAUCAGCCCAGCAUGGGUGGCUACAUAUAAUCUGAAUUACACCAUUGAUUUGGUGAACUGGAAAACUUUGGUGAGAAAGAAUUAUAUAAGGAGCCGACCAUUUAACUUUUGAGGGGGGGAGGUGAUUUACUGCUGGCAGGGAUUUUUUUUCUGGGAUCGUUAUGGGCAAGUUGUUUUUUUCUGUCCCAACACCAUGUACGAUUUUUUUUUCCACUCUCUCUUUUGCAGCAUUUUUUUUCAAUGGCUUAUACUAUUUAGAUUCUUUAAUUAUAGUUAACGUUGAGUUUUCUAGCUUCAUGCAUUGCUUGGCCUCUUUUAAGGCAGGACCGUAGGAAUCUCUUUUCGAUUGGGGGUGGGGGGGGGGGCGGAAAGCGAGGGCCGAAGGUCCGAGGAAAUUUUUAAAUUUAGAGUCUCUGAAAUGCCAUUUCCUGGACUUUGGGGAAGAUUUUGACAGAAUUCUGAUAUUCAGCGUUUUAGUAUGUUGAAAUUUACAAUUUAGUGGUACUAAAUGGGCGAUGGCGUAUUUAAUUAACUAUAUAUUGGAUAAGUUGCAAGAAAGUAUGGGUAAUAUCUUCAUUCUUUGCAGUUUGUCAUGGAUUAAAUGACAAAGGUCUGCAUGAUUUUGAAAAAAGAAUGAUUAUUAGCAAAUUAUUGGGGGGGGGGGGCUGCAGCCCCCUCAGUCCCCCGGUUGCUACGGCCCUGUAAGGAUGUGUAACUGGAGGGGACAUAUUUAGCGGGGGACCCGGAGAAGUUCGAAGUCGGCAAGUCUGUGUCGCUGCAACUACCUGCAGCAUAUAUAUGCAUGGUUUAACUAAUAAGUAUGCGCCAAUAAAAUGCGCCAUAGGGCAGCAGAUCAGGCCAUAGCUAGGAUUCACUUAAAAUCUGUUGAUAAUAACAGCCCUCAAACACAAAGUAUGUGGCGUUGAGACAAAAAGACAGAAGAUAUUAUUGAUCUUCUGUCUUUUUGUCUCAACGCCACAUACUUUGUGUUUGAGGGCUGUUAUUAUCAACAGGUUUUUGGAACAGCGAUGGGGUCACCAGUAUCGGCAGUAAUUGCUAAUUUAGUAAUAGAAGAUGUCGAACAAAGAGCUUUAGCCUCUGUUCCGGUGUCCCUAUCGUUUUGGAAACGUUUCGUCAAUGAUGUCAUCUCUGCGGUUUCUACAAAUGAGAUCGAUAUUCUGCUGCAACAUUUAAAUUCUAUUGAGCCGUCCAUCCAAUUCACGGUAGAACGUGAAAUAAAUGGACAUUUAGCUUUUUUAGAUUUGAAUGUACACAGAACUGUCGAAAGGAAGUUAGAGACUGAUGUUUAUCGCAAACCCACACACACAGACAAAUACUUGUCAUACGACUCUCAUCACCCAGUAAGCCAUAAAAGAUCCGUAGCAAAAACUUUGCUUCAAAGAGCUGAAUCGUUGCCGUCAAACAGUGAUUCUCAAGCUAAUGAACGUGAAUAUGUUCUAAAUGUUUUAGGGGAAAACAAUUACCCAAAGCGUUUUCUUAAUGAUUGCCUGAGACCACCUGUUUGUAGGAACCAAAAUAACUCCGAGGGUGAUACCUCUGUUAAGGGUUAUGCAAUAGUUCCAUACAUUCAAGGUGUCACAGAACCAAUCAAGAGAAUCUUAAGUAAUUGUAAUAUUAAGGUUGCCUUAAAACCCUAUUUGACUUUAGGCCAUAUUUUCGCAAAGCCAAAAGAUCCUGUUAAAACAAAUCAGAAAACUCAUGCUGUAUAUUCUAUACCAUGCGGUGACUGCGAGAAAGAGUAUUUGGGUCAGUCUAAACGCCAGUUUGGUACACGGCUAAAAGAACAUCAAAAGGCUGUUUCAACUUUAGACAAGGGAAAAUCAGCUUUAGCCGAACAUGUAUGAUACACCAAACACGAGAUUGCGUGGGAAAACUCUAAAGUAAUUACCACAAACAAUCGCUAUGGUCAAAGACUUUGCCUAGAAGCGUGGCAUAUAAAUAUGAGUAAUCAUGCUUUGAAUAGGGAUGACGGUGCCUAUUUGCCAGAGGAAUAUAUGCAUCUCAUUGGCAAGUGACGUCAUCCCUUGAGUAUUUAAGAAGCCACGUUUGCAAUUUUAGAUCACCCCUGAUGAAGACACUAGACUGGAGUGUCGAAACUUUGGGUCUUGAUUACAAUUCGACUGGGCUUUGUAAUCAUUUAUUUAAACCAGAGUAGCAAGCGAAACAUGACCUUGAGGAUUUUCCAACAAGAAAUUAACCUUACACUAGUCCCUGAAUAUCAAACCAGCUGAUCUUCUGGGACUGGUCAAAUCGAUCCCUGCAGCCACGCUGUUUUGCAACAAUUUUUCCGCACCAAAUAAUGGGGCAGGAUAUAUUUUCCCUCAGUUUGUUAGUGCAGGUAUUAUUUUUUUUUGUUCAGAAUGGCCUUGCGGGAAAUUUUUGUUCAAAAUCACCCACCUCCCUCAAAAUUUAAAUGGUCGGCUCCUAACUAAAAUGAUAUCAUAUAGUAUGUACUUAUUAAGCCUAUUAUUGUGACUUCUUGUUAAAGAUGCAUCUCUUACUGUUCUUUUUUGUAGAUGCUUCAAGGAAACAAAAAUGCUUACCAUUAUGCAGCUUGGCGAAAUCUUCGCGUUUUAGCAAGAGCUUUACGGUUCAUUCCAUUAACAUACGUAGGUCAACCAUGUAUGAGAGUUGAUACUUGGGGUUUAUGUAAGUUAUUGUACAUCAUUGUCUCUUUUGAAUUUCUUAUAAAAUAACUUAAAGUAAGGAGCAUCCCUACAGUUUCUCCUGUGGCUCAUUUAACCGAAUUAUACACAAGCCGUAAAAGUAUUCUUAGUCAAAAAUUAUAAAAAAAUAUCCUAAAAAUCAAAAAGUAAAUAACUAUAAAAUAAAAUAAUCUCACUGCAUAUACCACCUGAAAAAUCUGUCGUUACUGGAAAUUGCCAAGUUGACCGGUUUUAAUUGACGAUGGGUCCAUUAACAUCUGAAGAAGAUGAGUGUUCAAGAUGUGUAUUGUAUAGAACAUGCUCGAUUCAAGACUGCAUGGCAAUAUCGUGCAAUAAAAACACUUUCUCCUUUUAUAGUCGUUUUCCAGUUUGGUCAUUUUUGAAACAUUGUUGUCAACAGCGAAAAAGACAGAAAACGUGCUAAUGUCUCUAAAUUGUCUCUAAAUUUUAAAGUGCUAAUGUCUCUAAAAAUAUUUUCUAUAUUUCAAAAAUGAAGACUCAAGGUGUACUUAGUCUUUGGAAUGAAGUACAUAAUGUACAGGUUUCUGAAAGGCAUUCAUUCAGUAAUCUCAAACUACGAGUUAGAAAAAGAACGAUGACAAUUGCAUACACAAACACUCGAAUCAAUAUACCUUAUGCAUAAUGACGUCACUAGGCUUGUUGCCCACGAGGAAUGCUGGUCUUAGUAUUCAUUGCCUGGGAAAAUUACGAUAGCGGCCAUUUUGAAUUGUUUAUUUCUACCCGGGCAAUAACUACUAAGACCAGAAUUCCUCGCGGGCAUCAAACCUUGUGAUGUCGUUACCCAGGUCUAUUCCAACAUUCCUUUGUCCUAUCCGUCCAAUUAGACCAAUACUGAAUUUUUCAUUCCAAGACGUGUCAGAUGUGCCCAUACAUACACCGACUUAAAGGGAUAUGGCAUUAUUCCGUAUCUUGCUUAGCUUGGUUUUCGAAAUAAAUCGACUUAUAUUGAUCAAAACCAGCGUGCAUUCCGCCAUCUUCGAUAUGCAUUCGAUAUGCAUACGUCACAAGUAGGGUAAAAAGCGAAAUUUUUAUCUUGUAAACCACAUGUCAUGCAUUAUCAACAUGAAACUCGAUUUUCCGAAGUCUUUUUGGCACUCAAUUAACUCACAACAUUUCAAGAAGCUUUUCGAAGGAAUUUAGUCCCACGUGAAGAAGUUUUAACAAGUUUACCAUGUUGUGACGUCAUCAUAAACUAGGUUAAUUGGAUCAAUUAUAAUACCAAGAUGGUGGACUGCACAUUGAUUUUGGGCAAAAUAUUUUGAAAACCAAGCAAGAUAAGAAAAAGUUGUAAAGGAUCCUCAUAUAUGACUUUACAAGUUCUUUCAAAUAAGACAAAGUUAAUUUUCAUUGCCAUAUUCCUUUAAUUACCGUUUUGAAUACCAUCUGGUAAGAUCAUAUGGUACCAGCAAAAAUGCAAGUACGCAGAUAGUGAGGGUAUCUACGUGAAACUUGGUUGCACACAAAUUAAAGAAGUACCGCACCGUAGUAUUGGCCUACCUCCGAUAUGUAAGUACGCGAUUUAUCGCACUCUGCUUUAAUUAGGCUAGAUAAAAUUUAGAUAAACACCCUUGUUUUUAUGCACUUUAGCUCCGAGCGGUCCUUCAGUGAACAUCAGAACCACAUCAAGAAGUGCAUCGUCACUGUUUUUCGCCUGGGACGUCGACCAUUCUCAGACAACCAAACAACAUGGCGUAAUUAUCAGUUAUACAGCUUGUGUUUCACGUUCAGAAAAUGGUCCUUGCUUUCAAAAAUUUAUCACAAGUGAAAGAAAGUGGCUCGUCAGAAAUUUGAAUGCAUCAACAAAAUACUAUGUUCGUGUUUUCGCAAGUACUAAAGUUGGCCAUGGAAACAGUGACAGCAGAGGAGUUUUUACAGAUGAAA
This is a messenger RNA of Paramuricea clavata, 4806 nucleotides long. NCBI's taxonomy places the organism in Eukaryota, Metazoa, Cnidaria, Anthozoa, Malacalcyonacea, Plexauridae. The record is from the annotation of a GenBank genome assembly.